UCGAACCAGUAGUCAUCCGGAGUCAGUAGUCAGUGAUAGUCAAAAUGUUACAAAAUUGGUUGCUCUUGUUAAUGGGUGUCAGUUUGGUGUACUGUUACCCACAUCUGUUUGACACGCACAAGUUCAAAGUUGGGAUUGAAUAUGCUAAUUCCCUGCCGAUGAAGGGUGGAUCAGACAGAUACAGACACAGGAACAAUUUCGAUCCUUUCUUUGUGACUGUCACGGCUACGUCUAAGAAAGGCUUUGUAAUCACCUACUUAGAAGUAACUGGAAUAGUCGACGCCCGAGGGCAGUUGGACUUCAAGGUCAUUCGAGGUCAGACAGGGUCUACCGAAAUGGUGUUCCAGCUGGUCUCCAACUACACGGACUUCCUGUCCUUCUCGUACCUGACUUAUGGGAUCAAGGAGGAAGAAUAUAGAAAGGUUGCCAACAUCAUCACCAUACCUAUACCGACCAACAAAGCAAUACGACUUAACGACUCCGGUAUAUCGAUAUUCACAAUAUUUUUAUCUCUCUUAUGCACUUUUUAUAAACAUGUAUACGCAUAGAUAUAAGUUAUAUUACCUCCUAGUUGUUUAAGUAAUGCUAAUCGCGUGGAAGUUAUCUUUAAGAGUCUUAACUAGCCCUUUUAAAUAUUUUAAUGUAACAAUAUCUUUAAUCUCUAACUAAAAUUGUAUGAAACAAACCUUUGACAUUGAACUUUUCCAAUUUAAUAUCCUAGAAUGGUAUUUUCUUAUAACUUCACGUUUAUUAUUACAGAAAUACAGAGGGUUAGUUUAAUUUGCAAAUUA
Messenger RNA from Trichoplusia ni (cabbage looper), 791 nucleotides. RefSeq lists its product as uncharacterized. The transcript has 4 exons. Bases 45 to 548 code for a protein of 167 amino acids. The record is from RefSeq and is a predicted model, not a curated record. Lineage: Eukaryota; Metazoa; Arthropoda; Insecta; Lepidoptera; Noctuidae.